Messenger RNA from Rubroshorea leprosula, 1628 nucleotides. The record is from the annotation of a GenBank genome assembly. Lineage: Eukaryota; Viridiplantae; Streptophyta; Magnoliopsida; Malvales; Dipterocarpaceae.
GCAAAAUUAUUUGUUUCUCUGUUAGGGUCAGACUGAGGCUAUUGUUUAUGCUGAGAGUCGGACAUGGAGGGAUCAUGUGCUCAGUAGCCUUCAAUAGGUGAGAUGGAGGUGGAACUCAAUCCUACAAGUGAAAAAGCUUGUGAAAUUGUGGCGUUGGAAACUCCUUCGGAGGAUGGUUUAGCCGAACCAGAAGAUGAGGAGCGGAUAGUCCCAGCUGCUGGCAUGGUUUUUGACUCUGUCAACAGUGCGCUAGAGUUCUACAAGGGUUACGGGAAGCGGAUGGGUUUUGGAGUUUCAACUAGAAACUCAACAUUAUCUCCGGACGGGACAUAUAAACGGAAAGCAGGGUGCAAAGCAAAAAUGGCAUUAGUACAGACACUGGAUGGAGAUGGGAGUUAUGCGGAAUAUGGUGGUUAUGAAAACAUGGGAUUCAGUGAGAGAGAUUGUAGGAACUAUUUAGACCAACAAAGACGGCUUAGGAUCAUUGAAGGUGAUGGAGAAGCAGUUCGUAGGUACUUUGAGGUAAUGAAAUUCCAAAGUCCCAACUUCUAUAGCAGAAUAGAAGUGGAUUCUGAACGCCGUGUGACCAAUUUGUUUUGGGCGAAUGGAAGGACCCGAGCAACAUACGAAUAUUUCAAUGAUGUUGUUGCCUUCGAUACGACCUACCUCAUGAAUAGAGUGAUUAGAAAGGCAGUGCAGAUAGUAUUCCCUGCUACUAGGCACCACUGGUGUAUGUGGCACAUAAGACAAAAAUUGCCACAAAAGCUUGCAGCUGUGCAAAGGUAUAGGGAGCUUGAGAACACAUUCUCAAGCCUCAUCUACCAUUGCAAUGAUCGAAAUGAGUUUGAACAGAAGUGGCAAGUUAUGAUCGAAGAACAUGAUUUAGUGGAGAACCAAUGGUUGAAGGACAUAUUUGAGGAGCAUGAAAUGUGGGCACCACCAUUUCUAACAUAUCACUUUUGGGCUGGGAUCUCUUCAACACAGCGAAGUGAAGGUCUAAACGCUUUCUUUGAUGGAUUUGUUCAUGGACAAACAACAUUGAAUACUUUUGUGGAACAAUAUGCACUUGCUCAAAGGAGGAAAAUGGAGAAAGAAGCAAAAGCAAAUUUGCAAUCAUAUAAGUCAGUGGUCCAAUGUGUAACUAAAUUGCAUUAUAAGAAACAAUUCCAAGCAGCAUACAUGCAGGCAAAGUUCAUCGAAAUUCAAGAAGAAUUGAAAGACAUGUUGGGAAUAUUUCCGGAGGUAGUUGAGGAAGAAGGUCAAUGCAAAAUUUUUCAGCGUGAAGAAGGAAAUGGUGGGAUGGAAAGGGUCACCUUCCACGCUGAGAAAAUUGAAUUCACCUGCACCUGCAGGUGCUUUCAGUUUAGGGGAAUUGUAUGUCGACAUGCAUUUGUUGUGUUACUCCAACAGCGAGUAAAAAAAGUCAACUCAAUAUACAUUUUGGACCGUUGGCGUAAGGAUAUAACGUGAAGGUAUAAGUAUGAAAAUUUUGUUUCCAUUGCUUAUGACAAAAGGCCAGAAAUGGAAAGGUAUGACGAACUUCGGCAUGUAUUAUUGAAUAUCACUGAGAUUGGGUCUGAAAUCCCAGAAAUGGUGACAUAUGUUAAAAAUAAAGCAAUAGAAAUGGU